AUGGACGAACUGACAAAGAAACUGGUUGAGAGCGAGAAAAUUAUUGCCGCACAAAGAAAGGAAAUCGAAUUUUUGGUCAGAAAAAUUGCCAAACUGGACGACGAUCGAAUUCUGGCACAGAAACUGGGCACAUCUUCGGAAUCGGCUACAGAAUCAACCACAGGACCCCUUGGACUUUAUUGGGAGAGAGAAUGGACGCAAGCUGAUCAAAAGAACGAAGCGAUUAUGGCAGACGAAAAGUAUCAGCAGCUUAAUGAGGUAUAUGCCGCUGUCGUUGCCGAGAACACGAAGCUAAUGGCCAGGUUAGGCUGCUCGAAAUUAUAG
Molecule: messenger RNA, 324 nt
Organism: Gongylonema pulchrum
Lineage: Eukaryota; Metazoa; Nematoda; Chromadorea; Rhabditida; Gongylonematidae
Source: the annotation of a GenBank genome assembly